This is a messenger RNA of Gracilinanus agilis (Agile Gracile Mouse Opossum), 1830 nucleotides long. RefSeq names its product ATPase H+ transporting V1 subunit C2 (gene ATP6V1C2). The record is from RefSeq and is a predicted model, not a curated record. Gene Ontology annotation, molecular function: proton-transporting ATPase activity, rotational mechanism. Lineage: Eukaryota; Metazoa; Chordata; Mammalia; Didelphimorphia; Didelphidae. The coding region runs from base 338 to 1582 and encodes 414 amino acids. Gene Ontology annotation, cellular component: vacuolar proton-transporting V-type ATPase, V1 domain; lysosomal membrane. Gene Ontology annotation, biological process: proton transmembrane transport. The transcript has 14 exons.
UCACCUGGGCGCCCGCACUCGCGCGCACGGGGGGACAGAUCUGGGCAAAGCGGGCAGCACCUGCCUCCCAGAGACCCCGUCAGCCAGCCGUGGGAGGCAUUCCAGCACUCCCCAGUGCCUCCCCAAGUAGUGCCCGAAGCGACUCCCCAAAGGGCCCCAGGUGCCCCCACCCCGGGACUGCCCAGGCAGAUCGAACGCAUCGUCCCGAACCGGAGCUCGCAGCAGCCUCUCGCCUCCCGCGUCCAGUCUCUCAGCCCCCAGCCCUCCUCACGCACCUGGCAUGCGAGUCCCCUUCUUUCUACCUCAGUAACCUUGACUUAAAAGAAAGAUUUGAAACAUGUCGUCGGAAUUUUGGUUAAUUUCUGCCCCUGGAGAUAAGGAGAAUUUGCAGGCUCUCGAACGGAUGAACACAGUAACCUCCAAGUCAAAUCUGUCUCACAACACCAAAUUUGCCAUUCCGGACUUCAAGGUGGGCACCUUGGAUUCUCUUGUUGGUCUCUCAGAUGAGUUGGGGAAGCUUGAUAGCUUCGCAGAAAGCCUUAUAAAGAAGAUGGCUCAGUGUGUGGUAGAAGUUAUGGAAGAUGCGAAGGGCAGAGUUCAUGAGAACCUGUUGGCCAAUGGAGUUGACUUAACAUCCUUUGUGACCCGCUUUGAAUGGGACAUGGCCAAGUAUCCUGCCAAGCAGCCUCUUGUGGUUGUAGUGGACACACUAGAAAAGCAACUGGCACAAAUAGAAACAGACCUGAAAAACCGAACAGCUGCCUACAACACACUGAAAGGAAACCUGGAGAAUCUGGAAAGGAAAUCCUCAGGAAACCUCUUAACUCGGACGUUAGCGGAUAUCGUGAACAAAGAAGAUUUUGUGCUAGAUUCAGAGUAUCUCGUCACUCUCCUGGUGAUAGUUCAAAAGCCAAACUAUUCGCAGUGGCAAAAAACAUACGAAUCCCUCUCAGACAUGGUGGUUCCUCGGUCAACCAAGCUGAUUGCUGAAGAUAACGAGGGAGGCCUCUUCACAGUCACCCUGUUUCGGAAAGUGAUUGAUGAUUUCAAAGUCAAAGCUAGAGAAAAGAAGUUCAUUGUCCGUGAAUUUUUCUAUGAUGAAAAAGAAAUUAAAACUGAAAGGGAAGAGAUGACUAAAUUGCUUUCUGAAAAGAAGCAACAGUAUCAAACUUCACGUGUUGCCCUUAAAAAGAGCAAAAAAGGCCGUAGUGGGCCUGCCGGGCAGACGGACAAAGAGAAAGAGAGUGAGGGAGAGGGUGAGGGUCCCCUUUUGCGCUGGCUGAAGGUGAACUUCAGCGAAUCGUUUAUUGCCUGGAUUCACAUAAAGGCUUUGAGAGUAUUUGUUGAAUCAGUGCUGAGGUAUGGACUACCCGUGAAUUUUCAGGCAGUGCUUUUGCAACCCCACAAGAAGGCCACCACCAAACGUUUAAGAGAGGUUCUAAACUCAGUCUUCAAACACCUGGAUGAAGUAGCAGCAGCAAGCAUAUUGGAUGCUUCUGUGGAUAUUCCUGGAUUACAACUAAAUAACCAAGAUUAUUUUCCUUAUGUCUACUUUCACAUUGACCUGAGUCUUCUUGACUAGCUUUUUAAGAGUCUGGUAACUCUAAAAUAGCCUUAUUUCAUGUCUUCAUGUAAUCAAAUUAAACUGUAGAGAUGCUAUGUUCUCUAAGUUAGAGAAUUUUUACAAAUGCUUCAGAAUAGUAACUACUUUAUAAGAAAAAAUGGCCUAGAAUUUAGAAUGUUACCACAAAAAUUACUCACAAAAAUUAGUUAUGGUUGUAUUUAUUUUUUUGUAAGUUACAAUAAAGAAAAGCUCCCAUAGUCUUUGAA